Sordaria macrospora k-hell is the source of this 732-nucleotide messenger RNA. RefSeq lists its product as uncharacterized. The record is from RefSeq and is a predicted model, not a curated record. NCBI's taxonomy places the organism in Eukaryota, Fungi, Ascomycota, Sordariomycetes, Sordariales, Sordariaceae.
AUGCCCGCUCAUCGAGUCUACAUCGAAACCCGAGCGGUUGACAGGAGCCCUCGAAACCCAAACCCAAGAAGUCCCCCCAGCCCUCGCCAUCGGCCCCGAACCCGAAGCGAAGAGCGCAUCUACGUCUACCGGGACAAUCUAUCAACAGAAAACAUCACCAACACAAUGACCGACCACGACCGCGUCCUCCGGGAGGCCUACGACGAAGCCUACCGUCAGAACCAGACCCUCCGCAACAAGCUUGCCGAAAGAGACCACAAGCUUGCGGAAAAGGACCUCGAUCUCGCAGAGAAGGACGGCCGUAUCAACCAACUCCAGGCUCAGAACCUUAACCUCCGACAAACACUCGACAGUCUGUCCGACGUUGAGGGCCGCCAGGACGACCUCAUCCAUGAUCUCAAACGGAAGACCUCCAAGCUCAGGAAAGACAAGGACGAUCUCAAAGCCGAAAACCGCGAGCUGCGCCACGAAAGCGAGGGAAAGAUGAGGCACAUGGCUGAUCAGAUCAAUGCGCUCAAGCAGGAGAUGGCGAAUUGGCGGUUACAGUGCGAGUCGGAAAAGCGGAAGAACAUCGAUCUCGAGCGUCGUUGCGGGAGGUUGCGGGAGAAUCUGGAUCUUCACAGGGGCCAGAGCGAGACGUUCAGGACACAGAGCGAGAGUCUGAGGGCGGAGAACGACCAGCUUCGUGAGAUUAUUGAUUUGGCGCAGCCGUUGAGGGUUUUCCGCCAUUGA